AUGGAGCAUUCCCCGGGGGCGGCGACGCUCUACGCCCUGGUGGUGCUCCUGGGGCUGCGGCUCCAGCACGGCGCCGGCCAGCACUACCUGCACAUCCGCCCGGCGCCCAGCGACAACCUGCCCCUGGUGGAUCUAAUCGAGCACCCGGACCCCGUCUUCGACCCCAAGGAGAAGGACCUCAACGACACGCUGCUGCGGGGCCUGCUGGGCACCCACUUCGACCCCAACUUCAUGGCGGUGAGCGCGCCCGAGGAGCGCCCGGCCGCCGGCGACGACCUGGCCGAGCUGGACCUGCUGCUGCGGCAGAGGCCGUCGGGGGCCAUGCCCAGCGACUCCGAUAUCAAGGGCAUGGAGUUCCAAGAUGGGGCGGCCAGCAAGAAGCACCGGCUGAGCAAGAAGCUGCGCCGGAAGCUGCAGCUGUGGCUCUGGUCGCAGACCUUCUGCCCGGUGCUCUACACGUGGAACGACCUCGGCAGCCGCUUCUGGCCCCGCUACGUGAAAGUGGGCAGCUGCUUCAGCAAGCGCUCGUGCUCCGUGCCGGAAGGGAUGGUUUGCAAGCCGGCCAAGUCGGUGCAUUUGACCAUUUUGCGGUGGAGGUGCCAGCGGCGCGGGGGGCAGCGCUGCACGUGGAUCCCCAUCCAGUACCCCAUCAUUGCCGAGUGCAAAUGCUCCUGCUAG
Messenger RNA from Gekko japonicus, 678 nucleotides. RefSeq names its product noggin (gene NOG). Lineage: Eukaryota; Metazoa; Chordata; Lepidosauria; Squamata; Gekkonidae. The record is from RefSeq and is a predicted model, not a curated record. Gene Ontology annotation, biological process: negative regulation of BMP signaling pathway; negative regulation of cell differentiation; dorsal/ventral pattern formation.